AUGGACAAACCUCAACGUUUGCUUCUAAAUAUUGAAGAUUAUCAUCAACAGGCAAAAAGCAAAUUACCUGCGAUGAUCUAUGAUUUCUAUAGUACGGGCUCCGAUGAUCAACUAACUUUAAUUGAUAACGAACGAGCUUUUCGACAAAUCAAAUUACGUCCAAAAGUAUUAAUUGAUGUUUCUUCACACUCGACGAAUAAUUCGAUCAAUUGCCAAACUCAAGUUUUGAAUUCGACGGCAACACUUUCAUUUCCUUGCAUGAUUGCUCCAACUGCAUUGCAUCGAUUAGCGAAUAAUGAACAUGGAGAAUUAGCAACAGUUCGAGCAGCUGUUGCCUGUUCGACAAUUAUGUGUGUAAGCACAAAUGCGUCUGUAGACAUGAAACGAAUUGCUGAUGAACAUCAUCAACAAAUCAGAAUGAACUAUCCUCAAAGUACAUCACAACUAUGGUUUCAGCUGUAUGUUUUAAAGAAUCGUCGAAAUACACAAAAAUUAAUUGAACGUGCUGAAGAAUGUAAUUACAAAGCUUUGGUGAUCACAGUCGAUCAUUGUGAGCAAGGCAAUAGAGAAUGUUACAUUCGAAAUAACUUCACUUUGCCAAAUGGGAUUCAAGCUGAGAAUCUCAUGGAUGAUGAUAAUGACAAUACUGAGUUCGGUAAAACAUAUCGAAGCGAUAUACCAAUUGAUGCAGCACUAUCAUGGAAAGAUAUCGAUUGGAUACGAUCAAUUACAUCGUUACCAGUUAUUAUUAAGGGCAUUAUUCAUCCUGAUGAUGCUCGAGAAGCUAUUCGACAUGGUGUGCAAGGUAUUAUUAUUUCAAAUCAUGGAGGUCGACAGUUGGAUACUUGUCAGGGAACAAUUGACGCUCUACGAGACAUUAUGAUAGCUCUUGGAAACGAUAAAGAUCAAAUCGAUAUUUAUGUUGAUGGUGGAAUUCGGCGAGGAACUGAUAUCUUGAAAGCGAUUGCCUUGGGAGCAAAGGCCGUGUUGGUUGGACGGCCGAUACUAUGGGGUCUAGCAGUAGACGGUGCACAAGGUGUACAAAGUGUAUUGAAUAUUUUGAAAAAUGAAUUUCGAUUAGCCAUGAUGCUCUGUGGUUGUCAAACGAUUGAAGACAUUCGAAAGAACAAUCUAUUAAUUCUAGAUAACAGAUCGAAACUGUAA
This is a messenger RNA of Adineta ricciae, 1164 nucleotides long. NCBI's taxonomy places the organism in Eukaryota, Metazoa, Rotifera, Eurotatoria, Adinetida, Adinetidae. The record is from the annotation of a GenBank genome assembly.